CUGAAAAUAACCUUAUCAACGUGCGAAGAAACCUCGCCCUACCAGUUGUUAAUGCUAAUCCCAUGUGUCGGUCCAAGCUAUUCUUAAUGACCUUUCUUCAUCAUCCCGCUUAUCACCUUCAGUGGUAGAGGCCGGUUCAAGCAUCAAUUCAGGUGACCCCUUUGCCAAAACAUUGCAGUUUGAAUUGGUUCUGCUGGUCUUGACGCGGAAUUAGGGUAUAAAUACGGUAUCAGUUCGCUCCUGGCUAAGAGAAGUGCUGCAACGCACAAACCGGUGUGCAAAGAUGGACAAACGAGCGAGUUUUAUUUUGGGUGCAGUUUUGCUGUUUGGCUGUCUGUACGAAACUCAUGGUCUCCGAUUGGCGGAACAGAAAUGUCAAGAAUAUCGCAAGACCAUAGCGUCCUUUCCGUCCAAAGUGAUCGGUAGAACGAACGUAUUCGAUACACCUCCGAAUGGAUUACCGGCCCGGGAGGGUGAAUUCCCUCACCAGGUGCGCGUCGGACAAUGGUUCUACGAGGACGAAGACGAUACGGCAUUCAUUCUGCGCUGCAGUGGUGCACUUAUUAGCGAUCGUUACGUGCUCAUAGCUGCCCAUUGCCUAUGGACGCUGGGCGACGAGGAGGUUUCACUCGGCCGACAUGACUACACCCGCAACGGCACCUUUCCAGAGCUGUCCAUCAAACGAGACGACCUGAUUCUUCAUCCCAGCUAUGACGAGCAGACGAAGGCAUCGUACAACGAUAUCGCGCUGGUGCGUCUUGCCCAGCCCGUCACCUUUACCUCUCACAUCUAUCCGGCCUGUCUCUGGACGGAGGAGGAAGCGGCCGAGCCGACAAAGCUAACAUCGUCCGGCUUUACGAUGGGCAAAUUGGUCAAUGACACACAGGAUACACGGCUGGUGAAGAUACAGGUGAGCCGCGUCCCAAAUGCAGAAUGCUCGCGUGAGUACACGGACAGUGGCUACUACCCACAAGGCGUUACCGAUGCGCUGCUGUGUGCCGAGUCUCCGGUAGAGUGGAAGUCUUUGUGCGAAGGGGAUGCCGGUGGGCUGCUACAAACGCUUGACCGUGACUCUGCGGACGUGUAUCGGCUUAUCGGGGUCGAGGCCAAGGGUCACGAGUGUGAUCAGUCGCACCAGAAGUUUAUCUUCACCAAGGUCCGCCAGCAGCUGGAUUGGAUUGAGAGUGUCGUUUGGGGUGCGUGAGUAGUAUUGCUGGGGUUGCAAUGGAUUAGGGAAAUAAAAUAACCAUCUUCGGAGUUCCGCAGAAAUGGACCAAUAACGCACGACUUUUGUACAAAUCUUAUCAAUUUAUUCAUUUAUACUCUGUUCUUGUCCACGGCUUUCAGUGCGCACCGGCAUUGUUUGUCCACAAGCAAUGGCUAUCGGACGGACAAGCCCUGGCUACACAACCUGUCGCUGUCACUGCACCUGUCUUGUCUUACAAUGAUCUCUCUCCUUCGUGUUCAGUUUAAAUCACAAGAAUUCUAGUACACUUACGCUAUUCGUUCGUAUUCUGUUACUUGCUUAAUGCCUUAAUCUUAAUACCAUCGCUCGCGCUACUCUUCUCGUUUCUUGAAAGGUGGUUGUGCUGGAAAGCAAGGGGAUAGGGUUGAAUGAAUUUUUUUUAGGGAAUGAUUUCGCAACAUGUUGAACGACUUCGCAUGUCAGCCCACUUCUCCAAUGGCGUCAGGAAAAGUAGGGAAAAGGUUGAAAUGGGAAAUUCGGUGUGAAACGAAUCAAGUGUAAGCGACGUUUUAAUUAGUGCCCGCAAGCGCUGGCAGCAACGAGUCCAAUUGCAACUCCUGCAACACCGUCCUGAAACGGACCAUGCCAGCAAACCGGUUGGCAACUGGUAAAGUUAAUCAAAAACUCAUUUUAAAAUGUUUGCCAAAGUGUACCGUAUGCCUUC
Messenger RNA from Anopheles coluzzii, 1910 nucleotides. Its product is annotated as serine protease snake-like. Gene Ontology annotation, biological process: proteolysis. The coding region runs from base 284 to 1204 and encodes 306 amino acids. Lineage: Eukaryota; Metazoa; Arthropoda; Insecta; Diptera; Culicidae. The record is from RefSeq and is a predicted model, not a curated record. Gene Ontology annotation, molecular function: serine-type endopeptidase activity. The transcript is spliced from 4 exons.